AUGUCCAGCUACCUCCUUCUCGCCUCGACCCUCCUGGGUUUGGCCAUGUCCAGCCCCGCAGCGUACUUUCACCCCGUGCGCCCCUCCACAUCACUUACUCAACACUAAUCUUCUUCCCAGCCUCCCCUCCCUCCUGGAAAAGAGAUCCGAUAUCACUUGCCCCGACAUGAACAGUACCACCGUCAUCUCCAACGGCAAAUCCUUCAUCGUCGAAUGCGGAAUCGACCACGCAGGCGGCAACCUGCCCAAUCAGCCCGUCUACGUCUCCGGCCUCGCGGGCUGUGUGAGCGCUUGUGCUGAGACGGAUGCUUGUGUGGAUUUCACGCUAUCGGGAAGUGCGUGCUACAUGAAGGGAAGCGUUGGGCCGAAUGUCUAUGGAGGAGCGAACGGGGCAAGGUUGAUCGGGGUUGAGUCUGGGAAAGUCUACUUGACUUGUGGGACUGUUGGGUAG
Messenger RNA from Lecanosticta acicola, 451 nucleotides. The record is from the annotation of a GenBank genome assembly. Lineage: Eukaryota; Fungi; Ascomycota; Dothideomycetes; Mycosphaerellales; Mycosphaerellaceae.